AUGGCGGGUUUUCGAGACGAGGAUAAGGCUCUAUUUCCCAUCCAGAGUAUUUCUUCGAUCGUAAGGAUCUUUCAAAACCAACUGGUAAACAACUUGGAACCGGACUUGGCUUUGCUCUCGAUCCUCGUCGGCGCAGUCGAGAACUCCCUAACCUGCAAUCGAACAUUUGCGUCGCAGGAGAGCACUGUUUACGACGAGCCGAAAUUGCCGGCCGUAGAGUUUCACAUCGCUGAAGCACUUUACACAAAGUUUCAUGCUGUGAUCAAGGGUGCGAUCGAUCUUACCGUUUACGACACCAAAUACGCCACACGAGAGCUCGUAAAAAAGGUCUCCGAUGUGAUAUGGAACUCUCUUACCAGAAGCUACUACAAGGAUCGCGCACACUUACAAAGUCUUUAUAGCUACCUCACAGCAAAUAAAUUGGAUUGUUUCGGCGUGGCGUUUGCCGUGGUUGCUGGCUGUCAAGUACUAGGAUUUAAAGAUGUGCAUCUUGCCAUGUCCGAAGACCAUGCCUGGGUGGUUUAUGGGGAAAAUGGAAUUGAGACUGCAGAAGUUACAUGGCACGGAAAAGGAAACGAGGAUAAGCGUGGCCAACCAGUGGAACCUGGUGUAGCUUCUCGAUCGUGGUUAUACGUGAACGGGCAAGCGGUUGUAUGCUCCAGAGCUAUGGAAGUUGCAACUAUAGUAUCUGCUAUAAAUCCUAGUUUAAGCGCCACUGCUGAUGCUGCAGAAGUGGCGUUACUUCAACAGGAGCUGUUGUGGUUGCUGUACGAUUUGGGUCAUCUCGCUAAAUAUCCCAUGGCCCUCGGCAAUCUCGGUGAUCUCGAGGAAGCGGCGCCCACUCCGGGCAGACCUCCCGCCAUAGAUCUUUUCCAGGAAGCUAUACGAUCGGCGAGGAAGUAUUACGGGAAUGCUCACGUGUAUCCGUAUACUUAUCAAGGCGGCUACUUGUACAGACACGGACUGCACGCUAACGCGUUGGCGUCGUGGGCGGACGCAGCAGACGUUUUAAGAAAGUACGACUAUUCGAGGGACGACGGAGAGAUAUACAAAGAAUUGUUGGAAAUAGCAAACGAGUUGAUACCGCAUACGGUACGAGCUGACGAACGUCUGUUACGACAGCCACGGUGUUUCGCGUACUUGUUGAGGUUCUACGACGGUAUCUGUCAGUGGGAGGAAGGAGCGAACACACCUGUUCUGCAUAUAGGAUGGGCUCGACCAUUGGUCAACACUAUUUCAAAGUUCGAUGCCAGUAUUCGCGCUCAGGUAAUUAUCGAUUGUUACGACGCUGAGGCGAAACAGGAGGAGGAUAAAUCACAGAAGAGGGAAACGAGCCCGGAAGAAGCGUUGAACAACAACAACAACAACAAUUACUGCAAGACUAAGGAGAGAGGGAACGCGGCGCGCGAUUUGAUCAAAAGCUUAGAGUCUAAAGUACCGUCUAACCCAGCACCGAUGCAUCCCAGUAUUCAAGCGUUGACAGCGGCAUGCAGCGAGAAAAUACUUAACAGAGAUUACCUGUUGCAAGGUGGCGGAGAACCGUUCGUAGCUCCGCCGGACGAUGCCUUGCCUCCGGCACCUUCCACUUCUCAGGAGAACCUCGAUCCCGAGGUUGAGACUGAUUCCGAGCACGAGAGGCCAAGGAUAACGUUGUACAGUCAGAAGAUGAAGGGUCUGAAGGACUUGUUGUUGGCUGAAAAGUUAAACACGCACGCGAUUUCGUUGCAGCUAACCGCACAGAGUCAGGUACAAAUCGGUAAAAAAUCGCGUGGCACCGACGAGGUCGGAGUCAGUCAGCGUCCUAAGAGGACGCGACGCGAAUAG
Habropoda laboriosa is the source of this 1824-nucleotide messenger RNA. RefSeq names its product menin (gene Mnn1). Gene Ontology annotation, biological process: negative regulation of cell cycle; negative regulation of cell population proliferation; regulation of transcription by RNA polymerase II. The record is from RefSeq and is a predicted model, not a curated record. Lineage: Eukaryota; Metazoa; Arthropoda; Insecta; Hymenoptera; Apidae. Gene Ontology annotation, molecular function: transcription cis-regulatory region binding; chromatin binding; Y-form DNA binding. The coding region runs from base 1 to 1824 and encodes 607 amino acids. The transcript has 4 exons. Gene Ontology annotation, cellular component: chromatin; histone methyltransferase complex; nucleus.